AUGUCCCUCUCCCAACCGACGCCCCCGCUCCUUCUGACAAAACGCCUCACGGCCUUCCUCGCCUCCAACCUCAACGCCCACCUGCACACGGCUCUGCUCGCGACCCCCUCCGGCCGCCUCCUCGCCCACGCCUCCCCGGAACCCGUCUCCCUCCUCCGCACCCAGGCCACCGUCGCCUCCUCCCUCUUCGCCCUGCACGCCUCCGCCGCCCCCGACAUCCCCGACGCGCUCCCCGGCUCCUCUUCGUCGUCCCCGCCGCCUCCGCCCCCAGCCAACCCCACGACCACGAGCGCGACCCCCGCCGCCCCCGCCGCUGCCAACACCGCAGAAGCCGCAGCAGGGAAGCCGCUGACCAUCACGGUCCAGCUCGCCGGCGGCGUGGUCGUCGUCCGCCGUCUGCGGUGCGGCCUGCUCUUCGUCUGCAUAGGGCCCCUCGCCGAGUCCAUCGACCCCAACCACGCCCCCGAACCCCCCCACCACCAUCACCACACCCAGUCCGCGACGUCCCACGCGCACCACGCACACCACCACCACCCCAACGGCGGCGGCGUCGCCACGCCCUCCCUUGCGCCCGCCUCCCCCUCCGAGGCCGACAGCAUUCUCAGCGUCGGCGCCCAGACGACGACGAGCCUCGCGAGCGUCGGAAGCGUCAACACGGCCGGCGUCGUGGUCCUGCGCCGGCACGCCGAGGAGCUCGCGCGCUGGCUGGACGACAAGCUCGGCAGCCUGCGGGUUCCCGAGGAGGGCGUCGGCGUCGAAUGA
Molecule: messenger RNA, 762 nt
Organism: Colletotrichum higginsianum IMI 349063
Lineage: Eukaryota; Fungi; Ascomycota; Sordariomycetes; Glomerellales; Glomerellaceae
Exons: 1
Coding region: 1-762 (253 amino acids)
Source: RefSeq, a predicted model, not a curated record